This is a messenger RNA of Protobothrops mucrosquamatus (brown spotted pit viper), 246 nucleotides long. It is a transcript of the gene CTXN2, whose product is annotated as cortexin 2. Lineage: Eukaryota; Metazoa; Chordata; Lepidosauria; Squamata; Viperidae. Bases 1 to 246 code for a protein of 81 amino acids. The transcript has a single exon. The record is from RefSeq and is a predicted model, not a curated record.
AUGAGCAGUAGCUACUGCAACAACGUUUCAGUGAGCAUGAGUGUCAACGAGGUGUCCGGUUUCCCACUGACCCUGGAGCAGAAAACCGGUUUCGCCUUUGUGGGGAUCCUGUGCAUCUUUCUGGGGCUUUUGAUCAUCCGGUGUUUCAAAAUCUUAUUGGACCCCUACAGCAGUAUGCCCUCCUCCACUUGGGAGGGGGAGGUUGAAGGACUGGAUAAAGGGACAUUUGAAUAUGCUCUUGCAUGA